Alnus glutinosa is the source of this 688-nucleotide messenger RNA. Its product is annotated as transmembrane emp24 domain-containing protein p24beta2-like. The coding region runs from base 41 to 688 and encodes 215 amino acids. The record is from RefSeq and is a predicted model, not a curated record. Gene Ontology annotation, cellular component: Golgi apparatus; endoplasmic reticulum-Golgi intermediate compartment; COPII-coated ER to Golgi transport vesicle. Gene Ontology annotation, biological process: Golgi organization; intracellular protein transport; endoplasmic reticulum to Golgi vesicle-mediated transport. Lineage: Eukaryota; Viridiplantae; Streptophyta; Magnoliopsida; Fagales; Betulaceae. The transcript is spliced from 4 exons.
GCCGGGAGCUUCUGCUUUUGCGCACGUUCAUCGUAAAGAGAUGGAGUUGUGGGGUUUGAGACAUGCAGUGGCGAUAGUGGCGGCGUGUUUACUAUUGACAUGCAGAGGAACCGAAGGGAUAAGGUUUUGGUUGGAGAAAGAAGAGUGCUUCUCCCACGAUGUCAAGUACGAGGGGGACAUUGUUCAUGUCUCUUUCGUCGUCAUUAAGCGCGAUUCGCGCUGGCCUCAAACCUUCGGCGGUCUCGAUGUCGAUCUCGUCGUAAAGGGACCGAGUGGCGAGCAGAUUCGUGAUUUUCGUGAUUGGACAGGCGAGAAAUUUCAUUUUGUGGCUCCAAAUAAAGGGGUUUAUCGUUUCUGUUUCACUAAUAGGUCUCCCUACCAUGAAACCAUUGACUUUGAUGUACAUGUUGGUCACUUCGCACUCUCUGAUGAGCAUGCAAAAGAUGCUCAUUUGACCCCCUUGCUGGAACAUAUAGCAAAGUUGGAUGAAGCCAUUAACGAUAUAUAUUUUGAACAGCAUUGGUUACAAGCUCAGACUGACCGCCAGGCAAUAGUUAAUGAUGAAAUGAGCCAGAGAGCAGUCCAUAAGGCAAUACUUGAAUCAGCAGCACUCGUUGGAGCUAGCGUCCUCCAAGUCUACCUUUUGAAAUGCUUAUUUAAUCGGAAACUUGGGACAUCUAUGGGUUAA